AUGACAAAAGAAAAUCCUGAAUCAUCGCGCCUUGGUCGUAAGCCAGUAUUUUCCCCCGAGAUUGACGCCCAACUAGGAGUACGUGCUUACACUUGCCAACCUGUUUUAUGGUUUGACGCCCACACAACUUCGUCAGCAUUUAGAUAUGCAAAAGAAUAUGAUAUAAAAGAGGAUGUCCCCAGCCCUACAAAAAAUGGACCAAUUGCAGCUCUUUAUGCCAGCUCUAAAAAUGGAUGGAUCAAUUCGGAGCUGUUCGUUGAAUGGUCUAAACAUAUUGAAAAAAACGUUAAUCCCACAGAAAACGAUACUGUUCUGCUAGUUCUAGAUAAUCAUUCCAGUCAUAUAUCCAUAGAAGCUUAUUUAUUCUGUAGAAUCAAAUUUAUCCACAUGGUUUCUUUUCCACCUCAUACUUCUGACCACCUUCAGCCACUGGACUUAACAUUUUUUGGUCCUUUAAACAACCAACUCUCUAUUGAAUAUGAUCUACAGUUUACCAAUACGGGACAUGAAAGAAUUUCAGAAUACGACUUGGCUGAACUUUUAAAUAGAGCAUUUUCAAAAGUAGCUACUAUGAAGAAAGCUAUUUCUGGUUUUAGAAUUGCUGGAAUAUAUCCAUUAAACCCGGAUAAAUUUACCGAGGAAGAUUUUGCUCCUGCAAAUCAAAUAAGACCCCUGAUAAUUGAAGUUUCUAUACCCGAUACUGUGAGCGAUAUUGAGAGACCAUCAACACCCAUUGCUGGGCCUUCUACAUCACGAGAGUCUCCAGUAAAUCAGUAUAAAGCAGAAACAAGUAGUGAAUCUGAUAUUAGCAAUGCCGCCUGCGAUGACGACGACGAAGACGAGUUUGAUCAUUUUGACGAUGCUGAACGUAGAGAUAACCUUAAUGAAGAAUGUGGUAUUUGUGGAAAGUUCGGUCGGGAUCGGGAGCUAUGGUACAGAUGCGUUGGCUGUUCCACAUGGAAUCAUGCAGCAUGUAGUGGUGCUGAUCGAGCUGAAGGUUACCUAUGUGAUUAUUGCCACUGGUAA
Acanthoscelides obtectus is the source of this 1026-nucleotide messenger RNA. Lineage: Eukaryota; Metazoa; Arthropoda; Insecta; Coleoptera; Chrysomelidae. The record is from the annotation of a GenBank genome assembly.